Polistes canadensis is the source of this 1128-nucleotide messenger RNA. RefSeq lists its product as uncharacterized. Gene Ontology annotation, biological process: DNA integration. Gene Ontology annotation, molecular function: nucleic acid binding. Bases 1 to 1128 code for a protein of 375 amino acids. The record is from RefSeq and is a predicted model, not a curated record. The transcript has a single exon. NCBI's taxonomy places the organism in Eukaryota, Metazoa, Arthropoda, Insecta, Hymenoptera, Vespidae.
AUGACAGAUAAUGAGGACAGUGACCCCGACGUAACAGCUGACGGCACGGGCGACCUCGACAACGCGUCAUGGUUAGCAACACCAGCACUAGAAGACGAAAAUACAGCCGUUGAAAGCUGUAGUGACUACAAACGACUACACUCUCCACAUACACAAUCAAAAAUAAACAAUAAUAUAAUAAUGAUAACAAGAAAUGUAGGAGUCUCACGAUACUCUCUACAAUUAAGGCAUGAUAAUAUUGUAAUAUUCACCGAUUUAAACGGCACACCGUGCGAUACUGGUGCUAAACUAUUAGAACAAAUAAAACUUAUUUCGCACGUAAAAGAUAUAACUUUAGCUAGUGCCAAGGUAAAUAACAUAGGCAAAAAUAAAUUAUCAAUUAUCCCUAUAAAGGAAAACAUCGCAAACAGCACAAAAUUAAAAACGAUAUACGAGGCAAUUGGUUCCUUGCUCUCGGUAGUAAGAGAGCUUAACUUAAAAUCCGUUAGCAUCGCCAAGACACAAUGCUUGAACGGCAUAUUAUGGCCUCGAAUUCAAAAGAAAUUAUGUAACACGUUUGAUUCAGAAAAAUGCUGUAUUACUAUCUGUUUAAACCAAAUCUUAGUUCCUAUGUUAGAACUGCGGGAAGAAAUCCUUGCCGAAUGCAACUCCUCGCCUAUUAGUAGGCACAAAGGCGUCACAAAAACGUAUAAUAAAAUUCGACAUAAAUAUCAUUGGCCCAAUUUGAAAAAGGACAUUCGUGGUUUUAUUAAAAAUUGUAAAAGUUGUCAGUUAAAGAAGUUAGUAAGAGUAAAGUCCAAAGAGCGAAUGAUACUUACUGAUACACCGGGAGCRGCGUUCGACAAAAUAUCCGUGGACAUGGUCGGGCAACUCCCUGAAACGAAAUCAGGAAAUAGAUAUAUUCUCAAAAUACAAGACGCACUUACUAAAUAUUUUAUUGCAACGCCAUUAAAGACAAAUACGUCUAUAGAUAUUGCCGAAGGAUUAGUCUAUAAUGUUUGCAAUGUUUUCGGGGCACCACGAUCCAUAUUGACUGACCAGGGAGCGAACUUUACUAGUUCACUUUUAAAGGCAAUAGCCAAAAAAUAUAAUCUAAAACAAAUAAGAACAACAACGUUUCAUCCUUAG